UAGCCUUAGCCAUACCAUAACACUACUACUCUUGACUCUCGAGUGAGAGAGAGUGUUGCCUUGUUGAAUUCGAUUUUGAGGGAGAUUCAGAUUCAGAUUCGGAUUCGGAUUUGGAUUCUUGUUGUGCUCCCUUACAUACUAACUAACUAACUAAGUUAUAUUUAGAAGAGAAGAAAUAAUGGAGAGAAAUGAGAUAAGGCAUUCAAAGUUCAAAAGGAUUUGUGUGUUCUGCGGAAGUAGCCCCGGCAAGAAAACUACCUACCAAGAUGCUGCUAUUCAGCUUGCCAACGAAUUGGUGUCAAGGAACAUUGAUCUCGUGUAUGGAGGUGGAAGCAUUGGGCUAAUGGGUUUGGUUUCACAAGCUGUUCAUCAUGGUGGUAGGCAUGUCAUUGGAGUUAUUCCCAAGACUCUAAUGCCUCGAGAGUUAACUGGAGAAACAGUGGGAGAAGUAAAAGCUGUAGCAGAUAUGCACCAAAGGAAAGCAGAGAUGGCAAAGCAUUCAGAUGCCUUUAUUGCCUUACCAGGGGGUUAUGGAACACUAGAGGAGCUUCUUGAAGUCAUAACCUGGGCACAACUUGGGAUUCAUGACAAGCCGGUGGGGUUAGUGAAUGUUGAUGGUUACUUCAAUUCCCUGCUUUCAUUCAUUGACAAAGCAGUGGAAGAAGGGUUCAUUAGCCCAAAUGCCCGUCACAUAAUUGUGUCAGCACCAACAGCAAAAGAGUUAGUCAAGAAAUUGGAGGAAUACGUUCCAUGUCAUGAAGGUGUUGCUUCUAAGUUGAGCUGGCAGAUGGAACAGCAACUUGCUUACCCUCAUCAUCAAGAUUAUGACAUCUCAAGGUAGCUCAUGACUUUGCUUCACUUGCACGUAACAUCAAGAAUUUUGGAGCUGCAACAAGAACAAUCUGCUUUCAACUAUCACCCUUUUUCUUUUCUUUUAUGUAAAUUAUUCCGAUUCACCUCAAAUAUGUCAAACUACUACUACUUUUUAUUACCACCAUUUGGAGUUGUAAGUAACCAUUUCCAUCUCAA
Arachis duranensis is the source of this 1029-nucleotide messenger RNA. Its product is annotated as cytokinin riboside 5'-monophosphate phosphoribohydrolase LOG3. The record is from RefSeq and is a predicted model, not a curated record. Gene Ontology annotation, biological process: cytokinin biosynthetic process. The coding region runs from base 179 to 841 and encodes 220 amino acids. Gene Ontology annotation, molecular function: hydrolase activity, hydrolyzing N-glycosyl compounds. Lineage: Eukaryota; Viridiplantae; Streptophyta; Magnoliopsida; Fabales; Fabaceae. The transcript is spliced from 7 exons. Gene Ontology annotation, cellular component: nucleus; cytosol.